ACAAGUCUCAGAUCAUCAGGUGCGAGACAUGGCGCUGAGAGCCGCUCUGCUGAAGAGUAUCUGGUACGCCUUCACGUCCCUGGACACCGAAGACAGCGGCAAAGUGUCCAAAUCACAGCUCAAGGUUUUGUCUCAUAACCUUCACAGUGUUUUGCGGAUUCCUCACGACCCGGCGGCCCUCGAGAGACACUUCAGCGACGAUGACGACGGCCCCGUAUCCAGUCAGGGCUACAUGCCCUACCUGAACCAGUUCAUUCUGGACAAGGUGACGGAGGGGACGUUCGUUAAAGAGGAGGUUGACGAGCUGUGCUGGACUCUCUCUUCUAAGAAGAACUACCGCCCCGACGGCCAGCGGCUUCUGUCCAAUCAGGACUCCAUGAGGCUCUGGUGUCUCUUCAACUUCCUGGCGGACGACAGAUACCCCCUCACGCUCGUGCCGGAGGAGGCGGAGUAUCUUCUGAGGAAGGUGAGCAGCGUGAUGCCGGUGGAGCUGACCUGCGUGGAGCUGGAGGAGUUCCUGACGCAGGACUCCGUCCAGAAGGACGGCCUGAGCGUCUGGAGCUUUCUGGACGUGGUGAACGCGGCGGCUGUGAGCCGAGGGCUGGACGGGGAGAGCAUCGGCGUGGCUGUGGAGAAGGUCUACAGAGAGAUGGUGGGCAACGUGCUGAAGGAGGGCUAUCUGUGGAAGAAGGGUCAUCUGCGCAGGAACUGGACGGAGCGCUGGUUCUGUCUGAAGCCCGGCUCGCUCUCGUACUUCGUGGGCGAGGAUUGUCGCGACUGUAAGGGCGUGAUCGAGAUGGACCAGAACUGCUGCGUGGAGGUGCUGUCCGACCGAGACGGGAAGAGAUGCAUGUUCUGCGUCAAAACGCUCAACAAGACCUUCGAGAUCAGCGCGCCCGACUCCAGACAGAGACAGGAGUGGAUCACAGCGCUGCAGACGGCUCUGCGUCUGUCGGUGGACGGCCAGGGCUCGCUGCACGAGGAGCUGAGGCUCCGGCGGAGGGAGCUGCGCGAGGAGCGUGAGAGGAGGCGCUCGCUGAGGGCCGAGGAGACGCGGCGGCUCAGGGAGCUGCAGGGGGAGCGUCAGGAGCAGCUGGCCGAGCUGGAGCUCCUGAAGGAGGCGCAGAGACAGGCCCAGGCCUCCCUGCAGCAGGAGGAGAGGAGGAGGCGGAGCCAGCACGACGAGCUGCAGAAGACCCUGCAGAGACAGCUACAGGAAGCCCAGGAGGCGCGGGCGAAUCUUCGCGCAGAGGUGGCGGUUCGUGAUCUAGAGGCUGAACACCAGCGGCGGAGAAUCAGAGAGCUGGAAGAUCUUCAUCAUAGACUUCAAGAAGCUCUGGAGCAGCAGAUCAGAGCCAGACAAGAGGAGGAGAGCUACAGAUACACACAGACCAGGCUGCUGGCGGAGGAGGAGGAGAAGGUGAAGUCUCUGCUAGCGCUGCAGGAGGAGCAGGAGGAGCAGCUCCAGCAGACCCAGCGCGAGAAGCAGGAGCUCCUGCAGGAGAUGGAGAAGAAGUCUCAGGCUCUGGACGAGGCUCAGAACCAGCUGGACAAGGUGCGGGCCAGCCGGCGCAGGGUGGACCAGGACAUCGCGGCCGCGCAGCGCAGACUCCGUCAGGCCAGCACCAGCGUCAAACACUGGAACGUGCAGAUGAACCGCCUGAUGCACCCCAUCGGCCCCGGAGAAAGGAGAGCGUCUUCUAGUAAUCUUCUGGCUCCUCCGGUCCGCAUCCCUUCGGUCAGCGAGAGCGAAUCCAGACCUCCUCAGAAACCCGAGAGAGAGAAACCCGACAGCCUCCACGGUGGAAAUAUGGACUGCGGCGACAACGAAAACAAAGAGCCAACUGACGCUGAGGCGGAAUAAACCUGACAGAAAUGAACACAACUGACGUAGCACUUCAUAAACUUCAGGAAACGGUUCGGUCUGUAAUGAAAAUCUGCUGAAAACGUGCUCAGCCUCAGGCCGUCUGAGAUCAGGAUCAGCUGCUGGUGAAAUCAGAUCAGCACCAGCGUCUCAGCAAAGGAUGCUCUGUAGUGAAUGGGUGCCGUCGGAAUGAGAGUCAUAAAAACACAGCACAUCAAUCCACAGCACUCCAGUCCAUCACCUGGAGUAAGAUUAAAUAAAUCUAGCAGUAAGAGAAUAAAAUACUGAAGAUAACUGAGAAAAGUGUUCUGGUCUGAAUCAGGCGAGAAAUCUGCAAGUGUUAUUUACAGACCAAGACAGCUCUCAAGAAACGCGUGGCUGGAUGCGAAUGACUUGUAGGUUACUGCGAUGUUUCUAUCAGCUGUUCGGACUCUCAUUCUGACGGCACCCAUUCACUGCAGAGCACUGGUCAACGAAUGGCGCACAUUUUUAUUUUGAAUCAACCAAAUCGAGUGUGAAUGAACCCUAGCUGAAAUGAUUGCUCAUAAUUGAAACUGAAAUGUAUUAUCUCGUUGUUGUUGUUGCUGUAUGAUUUUCGGUGAAGCCGCUGCGGUUUGACUUCCUGUUUCCUGUGUGAGCAGGAGAUGCUGUGCUCUUUACAGAUAAACCGCGCUUUAUCUCUCGCUCGCUGUCACGAGAGGAAAUAAAUGAGUAGAAAAACAAAA
Puntigrus tetrazona (Sumatra barb) is the source of this 2589-nucleotide messenger RNA. It is a transcript of the gene def6b, whose product is annotated as DEF6 guanine nucleotide exchange factor b. The record is from RefSeq and is a predicted model, not a curated record. The transcript has 11 exons. Gene Ontology annotation, cellular component: nucleus; cytoplasm. NCBI's taxonomy places the organism in Eukaryota, Metazoa, Chordata, Actinopteri, Cypriniformes, Cyprinidae. Bases 29 to 1864 code for a protein of 611 amino acids.